Messenger RNA from Drosophila takahashii, 5385 nucleotides. It is a transcript of the gene Zcchc7, whose product is annotated as Zinc finger CCHC-type containing 7. The record is from RefSeq and is a predicted model, not a curated record. Gene Ontology annotation, molecular function: zinc ion binding; RNA binding. NCBI's taxonomy places the organism in Eukaryota, Metazoa, Arthropoda, Insecta, Diptera, Drosophilidae. Gene Ontology annotation, biological process: nuclear polyadenylation-dependent CUT catabolic process; TRAMP-dependent tRNA surveillance pathway; nuclear mRNA surveillance of mRNA 3'-end processing. Gene Ontology annotation, cellular component: TRAMP complex.
CUUCCCGAUUUGCUCACCACUAGUCAACGUGCUCUCUUUUCUUUUCUUUAUAUUACUUUUUUAUCAAUGCGCAAGAAAAAUAAAUCAAAAGCAAAGGAAAACAAAGACGCGCAAUAUGAGUGAUCUUGAGGAGAUGGACAGCGAGCGGCUGAACGAGUUGGAAUCGAUUCUCUAUGCCUCGAUUCACUACAGCGAUGGAACAGACGACCCGAGUGCCGUUGGUCCGCCUGCGAUGGAGUCACCCAGCGACCAGGAUGCCAGGAGCAUGCCACCGCCUCCGCAGCAGGAGCACCCGAAGCCUGGCCACCGAUUCGUCAGUGGAACGCGAGUGAUCAACAACAACAACAAGCUGAAGCCACGCUACUGGGCGGAGGGAGCGGAAGUCGAGGGGCAGGGGCAGGUGGUUCGGGCAGAGGAACAGCAGGCGAUCCCAAACAAAACAAUCCCAGCUGCUGAAGUGACUCCCUCUCCAUCGCCCAAGGAGGCUGAAAAGCCGAAGGACAAAAGCCCCAUGCUGACGCCCAAAAAGGGAACGCCCAACCAAGCGAAGGCAACAAACCAGCCACCAAAACAGCAGCAAAAUCAACAGGCAAAGCAGCAGCAAAAUCAGCAGACAAAGCAGCAGUUAAACCAGCAGCCUAAACAACAGGCAAAACAGCAACAGAAACAGCAGCCCAAGCAGCAGCAAAAUCAGAAGCCAAAACAGCAACAAAAUCAGCAGAAGAAGCUGUCGCCCAAACAGUCGCCAGUAGUAGUACAACAAUCAAAACCGCAACCAAGCACACCCACCAAAGUUAAUCAGGAGGCCUACGAGGAGGAGCGUUUCGACCAGCGGCUUCUAGUGGCCAUCCCACCGAACUGCCCGCCCAAAAAGCAGCAGAACAAACCGCAGCAAAACAAGCAGCAGUUGCAGCAGCAGAAAAAUAAGCAACCGAAACCAGAACCGGGACCCUUUGGCAAGGCCAAUCGAAAGCUGGAGCAGAUGCAGCGCCUGAUAGGCAAAAAGCAGAAAUCCAAGCAGGCUCAGUUGAAUAAAAAGCAGCGCAAGCAGCAAUCCACGCCGGUGGAAUUCGUGGAUCUGGCGGAGAGCAGCCCAUCCUCCGAUGACGAUGAUGAUGUGAUCCAUGUACCACUGCCUCCAGCUCCAAUUAUUAACCUAGACGAAAGCGAUAAUGAGCAGCUGUUUCACGAGGAGAAUGCCAUGGAUGCGACGGAUGUAAAGAUGGGUUUGUCUUGCAUUACCGAACCGACUGGCAGCAUCACAUCCUCCAUGAAUUCACCCUGCUGUUCUGUGAUGUCCAGCGAUGAUUUUAUUGUGCAGAAGGAUACCACUCGCUUGUUGGCCGAACGCGAGGACGCCAAUGAUGAUGAUCUCCUGGUGCUGACAGAAAAGGCUAUUAGGGAAUCUAUUCAUCAGGGAGGGCAGGAUAAACACUCUGUAGAGGAAGGAGCCCAGGAUCAAGAGGCAGAUCCCGCGGCUGAUACCUCCUCGGAGUACGAAUUUGUGCCGCCCUCGCGUCUGGAGGAGAUUAAGCGCAACUAUCGAGUGGAUGACCAGCAAUUCAGGGCCUUAGACGUCUACGAAAGUGAAUCCGAUCUUACCGAGAGUGGCAUCUACUCGAAGGCCAAGACCAAGGCUACGCCGACAAUCAUACGCAGCGUGGACACGCCAUCGGGCAGCUCAUCAGUGGAGGAGAUAAUCGAGCCGAGUGUACAGAAGACCAAGCGUCUACGCAAGCGAUCCUGUUCCACGAACAAUCACAGCCAGUCCGAUGCGAACAACGACGAUGUGCGCGAUGAUACGGAUAGCGAGGAUGGCAUUCAUUCCACCGGAGUUCCGGGCAUUGCCCGCGGAAUGGCGGUGGAGCGAUGCAAGCGCAAGAUACGCCGCAUCAGCGUAAGGCGAAACUCUGACGAGAACCCAAAGAAAGCGGCUCGCAUCCAAAAGCCAAAGGUUUCUGCCAGCCAGGAGGCUAGUUCGGAAUCCACUUCAGAGGAUGAGUUGCCCAGUGCGAGGGAUAUUGCCGAGAGAUUGCUCAAUCAGAAGAAGGAAACGGAGCAGCCGGUACAAGAAGAAGUAGCUUUGGACACCGUUUCCAUUGGCUCCGAUGCGGAUUCCCAAGCAGAAGCCGAGUUCCGCGAUGCGAUGACCGAUCGCCUAGCAGCUGUCUUCGAGCGCUUUGAUGCGGAGGCCCGGAAAUCGCAGGAGGAGGCCAGUGGUUACCUGUCCGACGAAGAAGAUUCCCGAGAAAAGGUAGCAGAUACAACAGUGCGAGGCGAGGAGGAUGUGGAUGUGGAUGUGGAUAUGGAAGCCUCCCAUGAGCUUCAGGAGGCGGACGCUGAGGAGGAUGAUGUGGAUAUGAUGAUGGAGGAGCCAGCCAUCCAAGUGGAGCGCAAUUUGCCACUUCUAGAGGACGAUAGUCUGCCCAAGGGUGGUGACCUCAUCGGCUGGAACGAGGAGAUGUGCCGCUUUUACAAUGACAGCUGGAAUGGGGAGCAGUUCUCAGUCCACAAGCUUCAAAAGAAGAUGAAUGCUCAUCGCCAGGAGUGGAGGCUGAAUAAUGCAGACAGGUAUCCGGUGGCACGUCCCCGUUCCCACGCCAAGUGCACCAACUGCUUUGAGAUGGGUCACGUGCGUUCCAAGUGUCCACGUCCGCGCAAGCCGCUCGUUUGCUUUCUCUGCGGCUCCGUGGGUCAUGCCGAACCCCGCUGUCCCAAUGCCAUCUGUUUUGGGUGCGGAUCCAAGCAGGCGAUUUACGUGCAGCAGUGCAACAAGUGCUCCUUUCACAGCCGCGUCGUCUGCCAGCUGUGCAAGAUGAGGGGCCAUGGCACGGAUCACUGCCCGGAUAAGUGGCGUCGCUAUCACUCCACGACUCGAUCCAACACGGAAUUGGUCAGCAACGUUAAGUACAGGAGCAUUGUGCAGUGCAGCUACUGUGCCGGUCGCCAUAACUUCGAGAACUGCCGCCAGCGGAUUGGAGACUUUCGGGCGACCAACUAUACGAGUCAAAUUAUGUCGCACCAAAAGAUCUACAAGAAUCGCGGCGGACCCAUUGGCUAUCUGGGCGAUCUGAGCAGUUUCUUUUCUAUUGCAACACCUUUUCACUUCAAGUGGGACAGCCCGAGUAUGCCCAAAAAUAGCUACUAUGCCAAGUUCCUUGUCCAGGUGAACUUGGCCAAAACGCAGUCAAUUAAAAGGAAGUCAACCACUGCCCUUGCCGAAAUUCCGGCAAAGAUUUACACCCAUGACUAUGUGCCAAAUGCUCAGGUGAAGGCGGCACGUGGGGAGAAAUCGCAACCAAGGCAAAAGCAAAAACCUGUUGAGGAAAUAGUUGAAGUGCAACAAGAGGAGGAGAAGCAACCUGAGGAAGAGCAACCUGAACAGCAGCAACCUGAAGAAGAACAACCUGAAGAGCAGCAACCUAAAAUAGAGCAACCUGAAGAAGACCAACCUGAUGACCAGCAACCUGAUGAGGAAGAUCCAUCGGUUUUCAUUCAGCGCACGGAGAUUACCACCAAUUUUCAGACUCCCGAGACUGAGAGUGGAAAAACCAAGCCAUCGGUGGCACCCCACGAACUGGACUCGGAUUCCAAUUAUAGUUUUUCCGAGCACUUUGAGGUGCCCAGCUCGACAACCAGUGAGGAUCAAGAGGCCCGGCAACUACCACCUAACCAUCCGCUGUCCAAUCUGCCCGAUGUUAUUCCCCUAAGCGGUGGCCUAGACGACGAUUUCGAACUCUCCUCGAAUGUCCAGGGUAUUUCCAUGUGCAUCAACUCCACGAGCAGCGGACGCCGCACUACAAACGAUUCCCAUCCGGACUCCAGCGAAGAACUUUCCGAUGUGCCAAGCGAGGGCAAGAUCAUCAUGGCACGCGACCAAUCCGAGUACCUUUUCAGCCCCGAGGGCCGCACUUUCCUUGCCGCGGCGGCAAAACAGUGUCAGGUUAGCGUGCGCAUGGACUUCAAAGAUUACGGCUAUGUUCUGGUUAUCUAUGGCUUGAAAAAGAACCAGGAGGAACUGCAGGUGAAACUACUGCGCCGCAACCAGGAGGUCAAGCGCAAGAGCAUCGAGUUCCAGAGCCAGAAGCCGCCCAAGCGGAUCGAUGUGCUCAUCCGCUUUAUGCGCGAUGGCAUCAAUAGUUUGAACACCAAUCUGGGCAAUGCCAAGAAUCACUAUCUGCGCAUCAAGGAGCUGGAGGAGAUGAACACCAAGAACGGCUUCAAGAUGGCCGAGAAGAAGCGUCGCCAACUCAACAUGAUCCUGGUGGGCCAGGCGGGAUUGGUGAAUGGCAAGAGCCAUCUCGAUCAGCUCCUCGUAUUGUUGCGUCGCCUCAUCGAUGACUUCUCGCCGGAUGAGAACGCCACGCCGCAAAUGCGCACCGAGAUCGAGGACCACUGGCGCAUGAUCUUCACGGCAUAUCCGCAUCAGAACUACGACUCGCUGCUCAACAGCUACGGGCGUCUGGAUCAGAAGAAUCGCCUGCCCUCGCUGCACUUGGAUCCAGUGCUGCUGGGGCUGCAGCAGAAGAAGGCACCGAGUCAGCCUGAAUCGCCGACUAAGCGGCCUGCGUCGCCAACUCCUCCGCCGCCGGCUUGGCAGCAUAUGGCGCCGCCACCACCGCCGAAGAUACCGAAGAAAAAGCAGCAACAACAGCAGGCUCAGCAGCAACAGAAGCAAAAUCAGCAGCAACAGAAACAAAAUCAGCAGCAACAGCAAAACCAGCAGCCACGCUUGCAGCAGCAGCAGAAGCAACAGCAGCAACGUCUGCAGCAGCAACAGCGUUUGCAACAGCAACAGCAGCAACAACAGCAGCAGCAGCAACAGCAGGCCCAGCAGCAACGCAUUGCUAUAGCGGUGCAGCAAUAUCAACAGCACCACAACCAGCAACAGCAGCAACUGCGACGUCCGCAACUCAAUCAGAUGCCCUACAACAAUCCGCAGCAACGAUCGCGAUCCGAUCUGCAGCUGCGCCAGACCCUCGAUCCGGAGUGCGACCGCCUGCUGGCGGAGAUGGACCAGAGCGAACGAAUGGGCAGCAUCAACAAGGACGCCAACAAGCCGUCGAUGUUCUGGUCCCGCGAAUCGCUCAAGUACCUCGACGAUCUGUUCAAGAUGACCUCCAAUGUGGACACCGUGGAGCGGCUCAAUCGAGUGCUCCAGCGAUCGCAGCGCGGUCUGUUGUCGCACAACGAUUACCGUGCGGUCAUUCGACUGCACUCCCUGCUGUGCAACUGAGGAGGAUUCGCCAUGGGGCUGGGGGGGUUUUCCUAUGGCGGGGGUCACUUUCAUUUUGUCUAACAAAUGCCAACAGAUUUCACAACGGGUAUCUGAAAGAUAUUACCCAAAAACCGAAUAAAUUCAUACAUAACUGACUAUUUUCAAAA